Messenger RNA from Eupeodes corollae, 3238 nucleotides. RefSeq lists its product as uncharacterized. Gene Ontology annotation, cellular component: cytoplasm. Gene Ontology annotation, biological process: protein transport. Bases 214 to 2952 code for a protein of 912 amino acids. Lineage: Eukaryota; Metazoa; Arthropoda; Insecta; Diptera; Syrphidae. The record is from RefSeq and is a predicted model, not a curated record. The transcript is spliced from 9 exons.
CAGUGUGAAAAUUUUUACUAGGAAGGGUGGUUGGAUAGUUUGCAUGCCGAUUCCGAUUGAGGAGAAAAACGCAAACAAAUUAAGAAUUAUAUUUUUCUUUGUCUCCUUGCAAAAAUAAUUCAUCUUUGCCGUUCUUACUUUUUAAGCACAAACUCCAAAAUAAAUCUCAAGACGAUGAAAAAGUGAAAGUGAAGCCAAUAAAAUACCAAAAGAAUGGAAAAGGAAAAAGACCGAGUAGAAAUCAAAUUAAACAGCCCAAAUAAUUCUUAUUUUAGUGGGCAAGAAAUAAGCGGACAAAUAUGCUUCUUCCUCACUAAGAAAACAAAGAUUCGUGCAAUCAAUCUUCAAGUAUGCGCCAAGGGAAAAUGCAAAUGGAUGGAAAUGUUCCACAAAGACUCGUACGGCAAUGUAAAUACGCGGCAUGUCUUUUAUACUGGCAAAGAGGUGUUUCUUAACGACAACAUCGAGGUUCCUUAUGUCCCUCCUCGGGGAAUUGAAUUAUCUCCAGGUGAUGUUGCAAUGGAUUUCACAUAUACGCUUCCCAAAUUUCUGCCCUCAUCAUUCAAAGGCUCAUAUGGGUCCAUAAAGUAUAAACUAAAAGUUGUCAUUCAAAAACCAUGGACGUUCGAUGAGAAGUACACGAUUCCAUUGACUAUCGUAAGGUACAGCGUAAGCCCACCAAUAACUCGAAUAAAUCCACCCCAACCGCAAAUUUGUCAGACUACGCGUAAUGUAAGUGUGUUUGGUAGCGGUCCAAUAUCAUUGGUUGCUGAGCUUCCUAAAAGUUUUGUUGUAAGAAAUGAAAAAAUAACCCUCCUAGUAACUGUUGAUAAUCGUAGUGGUAUCCAUGUGGAUAAACUUCGAUUUACUAUUGUUCAGAGAAUCUAUUAUAGUAGUACGAGACCCUUGAUAAAUACAAAACUUGAAGAAGUUAUUUUAUUUACUAAGGAAACGGGAGGAGUUGAGAAAAAAUCAGAACGUACAUUUGCUCACGAUUUGUUGUUUCCCGCGUGUCCUCCUACAAACGCAACAAGAAUAUUUAAUAUUGUUUACAUCAUCAAUGUGGAAGCCAUACUGCCAGCUUUUUAUAAAAAUCUCUCAGUGUCCUUCGAAUGUCAUGUAUAUUCGGGAGAUGGAAGUUUGGAGCCGGGAAAUCCAUUUGAAGAAGACGAUGUCCCAACUGGCGUUGGUAUUUUCCCAGUCAGCAAUCGUUUAAGUUCAUUUAUUAGCACAAAUAGUCCUACACACUCGCACUCGCUCAACGAAAGUGAAAGCAGCUCAUUAUAUUCAACUACCUCGGAGUCAUCAACGGCAACGCUCAGUCCAGCACCCAGACCACCCAUUGAUAGUGACACCAUAAGUCGAGAAUCGAUGAGAAAUAGUUUCCGCAGUUCCAUGGGAUAUAUUCAUCCGAAUAUUGCCAGGCAACCGAACGCUCUUCCAUAUCCAUCCGAAGAACAUCCAAUGUUAGCCGAGUUAGUAAACGAAAUACAUGAUCCACCACCGAUGAACAGUUCAUAUCCUCCUCCAAAUAUACCUACAUUGCCGCACUAUCUUCAAUCGUCGGUUCAUUUUCAAGUUCAAGCCAGAUAUCCAAUAAAUGAAUUACCACCAUCAUAUGAGGAACUUUUUGGGAGAGCACGAUCAAAGUCACCCACAGCGCCAUCUCCAGAAACACCAAAAGUUAAACCAAUAAACAAGAUUAUAAUGGGUCUUAAAGGGUGUGAAAUUCAAUUGGACAAUCCAUGGAAUACUUAUUACGCUGGCCAGACCAUCAAUGGACAAGUUAAUUUAACAUUCGAUUCGCCGAAGAAAGUCAGAGGAAUCAUUAUUCGUUUCCUCGGGGAAGCCAAUACGGAGUGGUCAGAAUCGAAACGUGUUACAAACAGCGAAGGCAAAGAUGAGGAAGAAACUGAAAACCUUACUGGUCAUGAAGAAUACUUCCAAAUUCAGUAUUAUCUUUUGGGAGGCAAGAACAGUUCGGAAACUGAACUACCAAGCGGUACUCACACUUACCCAUUCACAUGCGCCUUGCCACCAACUUUGCCAUCCUCAUUCGAGGGUGAAUUUGGUCACGUUCGUUACACCAUCAAAGUAACUCUUGAUCGCCCAUGGAAGUUCGAUCAGGAUAUGAAAAUGGCAUUUACUGUUGUCUCGCCUAUUGAUUUGAAUCUGAAUCCUAGAGUUAAGGAACCUUUUAAACUUGAGUUAGAAAAAUCUUUCUGUUGUUUCUGUUGCCGCUCAGGCCCACUGGCUGUUGUUGUCAAUCUUCCAGUGACAGGUUUUGUUUCUGGUCAAAUAAUACCAAUUACUUGCGAAUGCGAUAACGCUAGCAAUGUUAGUAUUUCACUUGUCAAAUUCAUAUUCCGCAAAGUUGUUGCUUUCCAUACAACUCAACCCCGUCGUGAAACCAAGAAGGAUAAGAUAACAAUAUCUGAAUUGAGUGUAGGACCUGUUGGUGCAUCUGAAUCAAGAACCUGGACUCAGCAAUUAGAAAUCCCACCUCUGCCUCCAUCCAAUUUGCUAAAUUGUGGACUUAUCGAUUUGGACUAUCAAUUACAUGUGGAAGUAGAUGUUAGUGGGCCGCAUAGAAACCUAACCGGUAAUAUUCCUAUAACCUUGGGAACUAUUCCAUUGGCUUCCUUUAAAUCACCAGCACCUUAUACAGAUGUGCCAGCACCAGAAGAUCCAUCAAUGGCUCCUACACAACCGGUUAGCCCAGCUAGUCCACCAAAUGGUGCUGGCGGGGCUUUGGGGUGGAAUAUGGCAGAUAGCGCUGGAGGACAGCUUUAUCCUAAUAUUCCCCCGCCUCAAUUCUCGGAGAGUCAAUUUAAAGCAACAACACUACAGAAUAAGGAAGAUUCUGAACACACUCAACUUCUUGAUACUAACUUUGCUCCAAGGUAUCCAACGUUCCAGUUUAAUCCAAGUGCUCCACCAUCUAGUUUCUAAAGUAUGCUAUCAAAUGGUAUCUAAAAAAAAACACAAACGAAAAACAGAACAAAAAUACAACGCACAAAAGACGUGUCUAAUUAUUACUAAAGUAAAACACUUUUUUUUUAAAUUAAACUAAAAAUACAAAAUGUAAAAAACAUCGACAUAUUUGUCAGUGCUUCUUUAAUUUUUUUUAUGAAUAGGUGCUGUGAUCGGAAUUGUCAUCACAUUUUAAUUUACAUAAAUAUUUAUACAUAUAUAUUUUUUUAUACAAAAUGAAAAGAAAUAUAAUACAUACAUAUUU